AGAAGUUACUAGACUAUUAUUCAAUGUCAUCUUCAUGAUAAGCCUAAUAAUCAUCAGAGAGAUAAAAUUAUAUCUCUGCAUAAUGUUUUUAUGCACACUGGUGAAGAGCAGAUUUCUGUCAUUGGGUCCCAAUAAUACAAAUCUCUUUCUUAAUGAGAUAAUGAGAUCUCUACACAUUCUGCAUUGGCAGAAUGAAACUAUAAACACCCAUAACUAACAUUAUAUUCAAUCCCUCACAGAUCACGAUACUCCAAUGUUAUCGCAAGGGAGGAGCAGGUGACUACUACUAUUCCAUUCAGUCCAUGAUUGAGUACGAACGUGAAAAUAAUCUCCUCACAAGCAAGGAUCAGCAGUCUGGGGCGCGGACUUUGCUGCGUCUGCACAGAGCACUUGAGUUCAUCACUGGUUUCCUCUCAGAGCUCCACAAAGCUCCUGAUGAGAGUGGGCUGGGGAGUGUCACUUCAGAGGUUUACAGCCGCACCCUGGCCAAGUUCCAUGGGUGGGUGGUUGCUAAGACUGUCGGUGCAGUACUCCUGAUGAUGCCCACCAAACACACCAUUAUAGAAAGGGUAUCUCUGGCAAGUAAACAGGUAACAGGUGGCAUUGAAGCAGUGAGAGCCCACAAUGAAGCUCUCAUGCCCAAAGUGAUAGAGGUCAUGACAUCGGUGUAUAACUUAACGCAGAAGCUCUACGAGGAUUAUGAAAUUCUUGACUUGCCAUAGGAGUUGUGUUUGCUCUCAUGCAAGAAGGAGUAUGGACUUGUUUAUGGAACUGCCAUCUGAAAAAUAUUUUUAAAUUUUUUUGCUGCUAUUGAUGAAUGUGUGGAGAAUAUGGUAGGGGAGGCAAGAGUAAGAAGCAUUGGUAGUCUUUAACCCUACACUGACAGUGCCAGAAAUUUUGGUAUGGCAUUCAUUUCAGUGACUACUGGAACCUUCUAGCCUUAUCGAAAGGAUGAUUGCUGUUUACAGCUGGCCCUUCCCAUUCAUUUGCUAGAUCGGGUCAUGAUGUGUAUAUACUUACCCGUCAUGAAGGGUAGGUUUUCCAUGAAAGCUAUAGUUGUGCCCAUCAGUAAAGUGUUAAGGGAGCUCCUUGCUUGCAGAACUUUAAGAAUGAAUAUCUAUAAGGAGGAAUAAUUUCUCUCUCUCUCUCUCUCUCUUUCCCUUCCUCCCCUCCCAUCCCCUCCCCGCCCUCGCCCUCUCUUUUCCUCCCCCUCCCCCUUUUUUCCUCCUUCUCCCUCUCUUUUCCUUCCUCUCCCUCUCUCUGCCUUUCUCUCCUCUCCCUCCUCCCUCCCCCCUCCCUCUCUUUCCUGUUUUCUCCACUUUUUCUGUACUUUCAUCUUUCUUUUUUAUGCUAUUGAAUGGUAGAGGAAGUGUACUAAGAGGGGCUAGUGAGAUUUUAUGCUCUAUUUGAGGGAAUAUAAACCAUAUAAUGCAGUGGGAAAUACAUUUCACUUUACCUCACAUCAUAGAAUUCAGUUGUAAAAUGCGUUUUCAACAUCCUUAGAUUGUUAGAUCACUUCACAUACAUUUUUAAUUUUCAGUUUUCCACAAAAAAUUAAAUAUACAGGGGUUUGAUCUCUGCUACUGAGUUUCACAAAUCAAAUUUAACCCACUGAUAUGUAAUGGUAUUUGGCAUGGAUGUUAGUGCAUUCACAAGAAAAGCUGGAUUAUAGGAUUUUCAGUUUAAAAAAUCUCUGGCUCAUUUGUUUUUGUAUGGUUGUAAUUCAGUAUGUACCCUUUUUCUGCAUGCAGGCACAUGUACAGACAUAAAUACAUAUUUGUAUUGCCAUAUAGAUAUAAAAGAUGUGAUCUGCUCUCUUGUUGAAUAUAUAUAUUCUAGAUAGAUAUCUCUUUUUGGUAUGAUCAUUAUCGACAGUAGGCAUUGAAGGACACUAACUGACUUAUUUUUUAAUUGAGACUAUCAUUAAGGUAAGUAUAUAGAUAUAUCCUUAAGCUGUAGAGGGGCAAUAUAAACAGCUAUAUUUA
This is a messenger RNA of Penaeus vannamei (Pacific white shrimp), 1985 nucleotides long. The record is from RefSeq and is a predicted model, not a curated record. Lineage: Eukaryota; Metazoa; Arthropoda; Malacostraca; Decapoda; Penaeidae.